GCUGUUUAAAGUGGCGUUUGCGGCGCGCGAAGGGGAUGGCGGAGCCGGCGGACUAUCCCCCUUUCCAGCUGGGCAAGCCCCGCUUCGAGCAGACUUCAUUUUAUGGCAGAUUCAGGCACUUCUUGGAUAUCAUUGAUCCGCGCACCCUCUUUGUUACUAAGCUGUGGGAAGCUCAAAAAAUAAAGCAGGCCAUCAUACAUCCCGAUACAAACGAGACCAUCUUCAUGCCUUUCAGAAUGUCAGGUUACAUUCCCUUUGGAACACCCAUUGUUGUUGGUCUUCUGUUGCCCAAUCAGACACUGGCAUCCACCGUUUUUUGGCAGUGGUUGAAUCAGAGCCACAAUGCAUGCGUCAACUAUGCAAACCGAAAUGCGACAAAGCCUUCUCCGACAUCCAAGUUCAUCCAAGGCUACUUGGGAGCUGUCAUAAGUGCUGUCUCAAUAGCAGUGGGCCUUAAUGUGCUGGUUCAGCGAGCAAACAAGUUUACUCCCGCCACCCGUCUCCUGAUCCAGAGGUUUGUGCCAUUCCCUGCUGUAGCUAGUGCCAAUAUCUGCAAUGUUGUCCUGAUGAGGCACACGGAGCUGGAAGAAGGAAUUGAUGUUUUGGACAAUAACGGAAACAUUGUCGGAUCUUCCAGAAUUGCUGCAAAACACGCACUGCUAGAAACAGCCCUGACUAGAGUGGUCCUGCCAAUGCCUAUACUGGUUCUACCUCCAAUUAUUAUGUCCAUACUGGAAAAAACGUCCCUCCUGAGGUCCCGUCCCCGGAUGAUUCUCCCAGUUCAAAGCCUUGUGUGCCUCGCUGCCUUUGGCCUGGCCCUUCCCUUGGCCAUCAGUCUCUUCCCGCAGAUGUCUGAGAUCGAGACAUCCCGGCUGGAGCCCGAAAUUGCCACGGCCACUGCCAGCAAGACGGUCGUCUACAAUAAAGGACUGUAAGGAGAAGCAGCGCGUCUCGACCCGGAAGAUUUGGGGAGGGAAAGGGGGAAACGUGAGAUUACUACUGGGAAAAAAAAAAAAAAAA
This is a messenger RNA of Rhea pennata, 1020 nucleotides long. RefSeq names its product sideroflexin 5 (gene SFXN5). The coding region runs from base 36 to 935 and encodes 299 amino acids. The record is from RefSeq and is a predicted model, not a curated record. Lineage: Eukaryota; Metazoa; Chordata; Aves; Rheiformes; Rheidae. The transcript is spliced from 13 exons. Gene Ontology annotation, biological process: mitochondrial transmembrane transport; citrate transport; monoatomic ion transport. Gene Ontology annotation, cellular component: mitochondrial inner membrane. Gene Ontology annotation, molecular function: monoatomic ion transmembrane transporter activity; citrate transmembrane transporter activity.